AUGGCCGAGAUCGUGUCCGUGGGCGUGCGCCGCGCCGCGCGCGACGACUCGUGCCUCUUCUCCGCCGUGCGCGCCGCCGUCGGCGACGACGACGAGGCGCCGCGCCGGCGGCGCUGCUGCGCGCGCGCCGAGACGCCGGCGGACGCGCUCCGCCGCCGCUGCGCGGACUACGUGGGCGCGCGCCCGAAGCGCUUCGACGAGGCCGCGCUGGGCAUGCCCAACGCCGCAUACCGGCGGUGGAUCGCGCGCCGGAAGAACUGGGGCGGCGAGGUCGAGCUCGUCGCGCUCUCGGAGCUGCUCCGCGUCGACAUCGCC
Molecule: messenger RNA, 315 nt
Organism: Aureococcus anophagefferens
Lineage: Eukaryota; Pelagophyceae; Pelagomonadales; Pelagomonadaceae
Exons: 1
Biological process (GO): protein deubiquitination; endoplasmic reticulum unfolded protein response
Cellular component (GO): nucleus; cytosol
Molecular function (GO): cysteine-type deubiquitinase activity
Source: RefSeq, a predicted model, not a curated record